Messenger RNA from Quercus lobata, 1833 nucleotides. RefSeq names its product pentatricopeptide repeat-containing protein At5g66520-like. The transcript has a single exon. Lineage: Eukaryota; Viridiplantae; Streptophyta; Magnoliopsida; Fagales; Fagaceae. The record is from RefSeq and is a predicted model, not a curated record. Gene Ontology annotation, biological process: RNA modification. Gene Ontology annotation, molecular function: protein binding; RNA binding. Bases 172 to 1767 code for a protein of 531 amino acids.
UAAAAUCAAAUAUCUUAGCUGUAUUAUAUUAUAUAUUUCAUUUCCUUGCCUCCAACUGACCAAACCUUAAAAACACUUUAAGAAAUCAAGGCUACACUUUCUUGUCUGCAAUGACAAUAAGCUAUUACUGAGCUUUGAAGUUUUAUAUAAUUGUUUUUGGGUUCUCAAAUUAUGGCUGCUUUCCUCUUAGCUGCAUCCUUGCCCAAACAGAGGUUUCCUACCCCAUUAGUAAGGACCCCAACUAGAAUUCCUGCAAGCAUUCACUUGCUUCAAUUGUGCCAAAACUAUCAGGAAGUUAAACAAUUACACACGCAGUUGGUUGUGACAGGUCUCCUUGACUGUUAUCCAAAUGCUGGGAGGCUCCUCGAGUCAUAUGUUAAAACGUCACAAAUCAACUCUGCCUUAUCAAUCUUUCAUAGACUACCUUCUCCUGAUGUAUUUGCCUACAACACCAUGAUCAGAGGCUUUACACUCUGUAAGUGCCCACAUGAAUCUCUCUUACUGUAUAAUAAGCUGUUACUAGAUGGACUAACCCCAGACAAUUACACUUACACCUUUGUCCUUAAAGCAUGUUCCCAUUUGGAAGCUCUUUCCGAAGGUAAACAAGUGCAUAGCCAGAUAAUAAAAGCUGGAAUAGCACCUGAUACCCACAUUCAUAGCUCACUAAUCCAUAUGUACACAAAUUCAGAUAUCAUUGCUUGUGCAGAGCGUGUUCUUGCAGAAUUCUCGGAAGAGAACACGCAUACCAAGAACGCUAUAAUCUCUGGGUACCUAAGUAAAGGUCAUGUAGAAAAGGCUAGAAGAAUGUUUGAUACCAUGGAAGCAAAAGAUGUUGCAUCUUGGAGUGCAAUGGUUACAGGAUACACCAAGAAUGAUAUGUAUUUAGAGGCUUUAGGUGUCUUUCAUGAAAUGAUGGAUUCCCAAGUGCAUCCAAAUGAAUCAACACUUGUGAGCUCAUUGUCUGCUUGUGCUCAUUUGGGGGCACUGGAUCAAGGAAGAUGGAUACAUGCAUAUCUUGAUAAAGCUGGGGUGAAGAUUGGUGUUACCUUGGGUACUGCUCUCAUUGAUAUGUAUGCCAAGUGUGGUAGCAUCAGAUGUGGCUAUGAACUCUUUCAAAAAAUGCCUCAAAAAGAUAUAGUAACAUGGGGAGUCAUUAUAUCUGGUUUUGCCUUGCAUGGACAAGCUGAAAAAUGCUUUCAACUGUUUGAUGAGAUGGUUGCUAGUGGAACUUAUCCAAAUGAAGUGAUCUUUGUGGCUGUAUUAUCUGCUUGCUCCCAUGCUGGAUAUGUGGAGCUUGGACAUCACUAUUUCAAUCAAAUGAUUCAUGAUUUUGGGAUUAGGCCUUCGAUUGAGCAUUAUGGAUGCAUGGUUGACCUCCUUGGCCGUGCUGGGCAGUUGGUAGAAGCAGAAAAGUUCAUCAUGUUGAUGCCGGAAGAACCCAAUUCAAUUAUAUGGGGUGCAUUACUUAGUGCUUGUCGAACCUAUGGUGACGUAAGGAGAGGAAACCAUGCUUUCAGACACCUCAUUGAGCUUGAGCCACUGUCAGGUGACCGAUAUAAACUAGCAGGGCUCAUGUUGACUAGUGCGGGUGAAAAAGCGGAUGCAACCAAAAUUAGAAAAUUCAUCAAGAAAAAUGACUUGGAGACAACAUGUGGUAUGAGUUUUGUUGAAAUAGAUGGUGUUGUCCAUGAGUUUGUAGCAGGUGAUAUAGACCAUAGCAAGCUUAGAGAGAUCAACAGGCUAUUGAAGGGUUUGAUGGCAAAUUAGAAAUGCCCAAGUUGAAGAUGGCAUCUAAUUUGCCAAUACUCUCGAUCAGGACUCGGAUGGCCAAAC